AUGUGGUUCCUGGCUCUGGGCCUUGCCCUGUCCCUGGGGGACACUGGUGCCAACCCUAUCCAGUCCAGGAUCAUCGGAGGCUGGCCGUGCAAGAACCAACAUCCCUGGCAGGUGUCUCUGUACAGUUACAACAAGCAUGAGUGUGGGGGCGUCCUGAUAGACCCCAAGUGGGUGCUCACAGCUGCCCACUGCAAAAGCGACCUGUACCAGAUCUGGCUGGGCCUCAAAAACCUAGAAGAACCUGACGAAACAACCCAGUACGCCCAGGUCAGCCUGGACAUCCAGCACCCCCAGUACAACGUCAGCCACAUGAAGAACCCCUUUAACGAGGACCAGUACGACUACAGCGAUGACAUCAUGCUGCUCCGCCUGAAGGAGCCCGUGCAGCUCACAGACACGGUGCAGGUGCUGGAACUGCCCACCAAGCCGCCCGAGGAGGGCAGCGUCUGCAUCGCCUCGGGCUGGGGCAGCCUGGACCCCAACGGGACGAUGUACCCAGAUGAACUGCAGUGUUUGAAUCUCGAAGUCAAGUCCAAUGAGGUGUGCGCUGAGGCCUACGCCCACUUGAUAGCGGACAGCAUGCUGUGCGCCAAGGCUCCCCGAGGAAAAGACACAUGUGUGGGUGACUCAGGUGGCCCCCUGCUCUGUGACGGCAUGCUCCAAGGUAUUACGUCAUGGGGCUCCAGCCCAUGUGCCGCCAGAUAUAUGCCAGCUGUCUUCACCAGAGUCUACGCCUACAACGACUGGAUCAGGGACACCAUGGCAGCCAACCCCUGA
This is a messenger RNA of Elephantulus edwardii (Cape elephant shrew), 777 nucleotides long. RefSeq names its product kallikrein 1 (gene KLK1). Gene Ontology annotation, molecular function: serine-type endopeptidase activity. The record is from RefSeq and is a predicted model, not a curated record. Gene Ontology annotation, biological process: proteolysis. The transcript is spliced from 5 exons. NCBI's taxonomy places the organism in Eukaryota, Metazoa, Chordata, Mammalia, Macroscelidea, Macroscelididae. The coding region runs from base 1 to 777 and encodes 258 amino acids.